Micropterus dolomieu (smallmouth bass) is the source of this 790-nucleotide messenger RNA. Its product is annotated as transmembrane emp24 domain-containing protein 11. The transcript is spliced from 5 exons. The coding region runs from base 1 to 645 and encodes 214 amino acids. Gene Ontology annotation, biological process: Golgi organization; endoplasmic reticulum to Golgi vesicle-mediated transport; intracellular protein transport. The record is from RefSeq and is a predicted model, not a curated record. Lineage: Eukaryota; Metazoa; Chordata; Actinopteri; Centrarchiformes; Centrarchidae. Gene Ontology annotation, cellular component: Golgi apparatus; endoplasmic reticulum-Golgi intermediate compartment; endoplasmic reticulum.
AUGGGUUUGCGAGGCAUUGCCUUUGUCCUCCAGUGUUACCUGAUGUUGGCAGCAGCCAUGUAUUUUGAUCUCGGAGCACAGGAGGAAAAAUGCAUCAUUGAGGAGAUUCCUGAAGACCUGCUGGUCACCGGUUAUUUCUUUUUGGAGCCUUGGGAUUUGAAGACAUUAACCAACUCCCCUCAUCUCGGCAUCACUGUGACAGUCAGAGACCCAAACCAUGAGGUUCUGAUGAACAAACGCUAUGGUAAAUUUGGUAAAUUCACCUUCACAGCUCACGCCUCUGGUCAGCACUACCUUUACUUCCAAACCAACUCCACAAGCUUUGCUGUCUAUGCUAAAGAGAGGCUGAAGGUACAUUUGGACGUUCAGAUGGGAGAGCACUCGAUUGACCCCAACACUAAAAAGACCAAAGACAACAUGGAAACUCUGGAGAACAGCCUCAGUCACCUCAUAGAUCAGAUGAUGUACAUCACCAGGCAUCAGGAGUACCAGAGGGAGAAAGAGGAGGUGUUUCGUCAGAUCAGUGAGGACACCAACAGUAAAGUUCUAUGGUGGGCCGUGGUGCAGACCUCUAUUCUGCUUUCGGUCGGUUUCUGGCAGAUGAAACGACUCAAAGACUUCUUCAUCGCCAAGAAGCUGGUCUGAUGAUGACCCCUGACCUGUCAGAUCUACACAGUGACCUUAUAGCAUGUCCUGGCCAUACUUGUCCCAGUGUCUAUACUGUAGUCUGCAACAAGUAUACUUUAUGUCUGUAUCGCUUCAAAAGUAAAAGCACUCUCCUCUUAUUGCC